GGACUCUUUUAAAAGGGACCUCGAGGCUAUGCCAGAACCCCAGUUGCAGUUUCUUCCCUUCCCUUCUCUCCGUCUAGCUUUCGCUUUCUCUUUACUCUUUCUCUUUCUGUUUCUCUCGCUGCUUUUUUGAUUUGGCUGGGCCCUGAGUCUGCAAAUCCAGCAAACCUCCCACCUGGGUUUGUGAUUAUUAAAUCUUAACUCAGAAGCGAACCCCCUUCCUUCCCAUCACUGAGGCCAUCAAAAGCCCCAGUCCUCUGUGUUGCGUCUCAGUGGUUGUGUUCUUUCUUUCCUUUUUUUGUCUGAAAGGAUUUUCAGGAUGUCUGCGAGUUUGGACGACGCCGAGUUUUGGCUACCACCUGAGUUUCUCACCGAAGACGACUUGGCCACUGACAAGAAUAAUAACUGCAAGAGCGAAGGUAAUGGGUUCAGCUCCGACACUGAGGCGACGAGGUCUUUGUUCCACUUCGAGUUCCCCUACGGGUUUGGCUCUUUUGGCACUUCGUCGGAUAUCGGUUCUCCGGUUGAGUCCGUUGUCAGUUCGAGUGAGACGGAGAGCGACGAGGAGGACUACGUCGCUGGGCUGACCCGCCAGUUGGCACACUCGACCCUGGCGGACGAUAUCAGGAAGUCAGGCUCUCCUUUUCCCUCUGAGAAUCCGAAGGCUUGGGUCGGUUCGCCACAGUCGACCCUGUGCGCGGUUGGGAGCGGAUGUGGUUGCAAACAGGGCUCGAGCCAUGGAAGCCCGAACUGUGCUUCUCAGGUCUCUUCCCAGCCUGCUACUUGGGAUCUGCUUUACGCUGCUGCAGGGGAGGUUGCUAGGAUGAGAAUGGACGAAGAGAUUUACGGACUUAACUAUGGCAGAGGUCUCUUGGGUCCCCUAAGAAAGCCCUCUACAGACGCCAUCUCCGUGAAGAACGACUCCAACGCUGAUGUUGGAAUUUUUCCUCACCAGUCGCUUUCCCACCAGCAGUUGCAAAUGCAAGCCAGUCAAUUUCAGCAGUUCAGAGAGCAACAAAUGUUGAAGCAACAUGGUUCGGCGGCCUGGGAUGCACAAUUGAAAGCGACUGCACGAUACCAACAGCGGCAGACCCAGCAAACGGUCCUGAACCGGGGCAGAAACAGCGAGUACGUUGGGGGCCGAAACGGUCGUCCUCUAGGUUUGUCAGUUUCUGCAUGGCCCCCCCUGCAGCCGGCUCAGCAAAAGCACCAGCAGCAGCGUCAGCAAAAUAACUCUGGCAUGAGAGCUGUAUUUCUUGGAACUCCUGGCGGUAAAAAGGAAUGCGCCGGUACCGGUGUGUUCCUGCCUCGCCGCGUUGAUUGUCCAUCUGAUACACGCCGAAAUCCAGGGUGUUCCACUGUCUUAGUUCCGGCAAGAGUGGUGCAGGCUCUGAACCUGAACUUGGAAGAUAUGUUGGGCUCGCAGCCCCAGCUCCAUCCUCGGUUUAGUGGGACUAUUACUCCAGACGGUGAUGCUGCACUAAGGCUUAGAAGCAACAGCGUCUUUUCUCAUCAGAAGCGAAAUCUCCGGCCGCAGCCAGAAGCUCUGAAUCAUGAGAUCCGGUUACCUCAGGAGUGGACCUAUUGAUCUCCUUUCGCAUCUGGGUCCCCUUAAUUUCGGCGUUUUUUUUUUUCUUGGGGAUGUUUUAGGAAAAGAAACAUGAAAGAAAUUGGAAGCCUUUUAGUACUUUUUUUUUUUUUUUUGCUAUAGGGAUAGUUGCAUUAAGACACAGGUCCAGAAAGAAGAAAGGGCAAGAAAUGGUGAUGAUGAAGAACAGGAAGAAUAGGGUUUUUUGGUUUAGGUUUAGAGGUAAUAAGUGUCUUGCUUUGCAGGAAAGUGAGCGAAUGCUCUAAAGCUUUUGUUCUUUUGGUGGUGGAUUAUAGGAGUCAUUUUGUAUUUUUGGGGAAAUAAGUUUGUGAGGGAUUCAUUGAAAAAUCAUGGAUUUUGGGGGGUAGGGGUGUUAAUAACCCUGCCUUUGGAUGGGGGGUUGUACCAUGUUUUGUUUGGUGUUUAAUUACAAUCCUUCUCUUUUCUAUUA
Messenger RNA from Juglans microcarpa x Juglans regia, 2036 nucleotides. RefSeq lists its product as uncharacterized. The coding region runs from base 317 to 1585 and encodes 422 amino acids. The record is from RefSeq and is a predicted model, not a curated record. Lineage: Eukaryota; Viridiplantae; Streptophyta; Magnoliopsida; Fagales; Juglandaceae. The transcript has 5 exons.